Henningerozyma blattae CBS 6284 is the source of this 312-nucleotide messenger RNA. RefSeq names its product CDC26 family anaphase-promoting complex subunit. Lineage: Eukaryota; Fungi; Ascomycota; Saccharomycetes; Saccharomycetales; Saccharomycetaceae. The coding region runs from base 1 to 312 and encodes 103 amino acids. Gene Ontology annotation, cellular component: anaphase-promoting complex. Gene Ontology annotation, biological process: anaphase-promoting complex-dependent catabolic process. The transcript has a single exon. The record is from RefSeq and is a predicted model, not a curated record.
AUGCUUAGAAGACCUCCUACUCAACUACAAUUAGAAUCUCAAGAUAUCCAAGAGCUUUUAGCAGAAUUAGAAGCGGAUAAGAGAGAGAAUUUGGCUUUAAAGCAACAAGAAAAAGAAGCACAAAGACAAAUACAGAGAGAUAUAGAACUACAAGUACAACAACAUCAAGAAGACUCUAGUAUGGAUGCAUCUGUUCAAAGUAGUCCUCUAGAUAACCGAAAACCACACGGUGUAUCAGGACCUACAGCGUCUAGCGGUAAUAAUCCACAACAACUACAAUUGCAACCUCCAAAUAAUAAUCCAUUUUACUAA